This is a messenger RNA of Seriola dumerili (greater amberjack), 2513 nucleotides long. It is a transcript of the gene cfap221, whose product is annotated as cilia and flagella associated protein 221. Gene Ontology annotation, cellular component: cilium. Lineage: Eukaryota; Metazoa; Chordata; Actinopteri; Carangiformes; Carangidae. Gene Ontology annotation, biological process: cilium assembly; cilium movement. The record is from RefSeq and is a predicted model, not a curated record. The transcript is spliced from 24 exons. The coding region runs from base 81 to 2513 and encodes 810 amino acids.
AGUGGGGUCUUUGUCAUCAACACUAAGAGAAGCCUUUUGUCAUUUCUCUCAUGAGGAGCCAGAGCUGACCUUUUGCCAGGAUGGAGGUGGCCCUCUCUGCCCCACAGAUACUCUCAGAGCCCCUGAGGAAGGGGACUCCUCUGCCUCUGAGCCAGCUGGUGGAGGAGAGCAGGAGCAGAGGCAACAUCCCCAAUCAUCUACUGGAGUCAAAAAUCUAUGCCAAACUCAAAAGCAACAGCCUGAUCCAAGCAGAGCCCCCAGAGCUUCACUUCAGUGGGUUUGAGCUUGGAAAGGAUUACCUAAAAAUUCUGAAACUAAUCAACAUCUCAUCUGAGGUUAUGAAUAUUCAUAUUAUUUCCACCCAAACCAAGCACUUCCAAACAACUUACACGAAAAAGUAUCGUCUCAUCCCCGGCCUCGCCUACACGCUCAAGGUCCGAUUCUGUCCCGAUGAGUGGCGCUACUUCUAUGACUGCAUUCGAGUUCACUGCAAGGGGGAAGAGAACCUGUUAAUUCCAGUUCAUGCUUACCCUGUCAUCGAUGACCUGCGCAUCCCCCCUCGCAUCGACCUAUCAGCCGUGCCACUUGGACAAAGUGUAACCCAUGCUAUUCCUCUGAGAUGCAGCUGUCCCAUUGACUUUGAGUUCCAGGUGUAUGUUAUUCAGCCCCAUGAGGCGUUCUCCAUCCAUCCCCUUUCAGGUGUGAUACCAGCCAACGGUGAGGUGAAGCUCACGGUGACCUUCAGUCCUUUCCAGUAUGAGACUUCUCAGGUCACCAUCCAGCUGGUCAUCUCACAGUUCAACACCAAACCUUACCUCUGUACCAUCACUGGGAAUUCUGCCCCUAACCCAGCCCUCAGUCAGCUGGAAAGGAAGUCGGGUCAUGGAGAUGCAGCGAUUGCAGAAUAUAAGGGACCUUCACCUGCCACCCAAGUGCCUCCUCGAAGUAAAACCAGAUACAGGUCAACCAAGGAGGCUGACAAAUCAAAGAAGUUGAGGGAUCAGUCCGGACUGAAGCCGCCGGUGGAUGUCUCUACCCCCGCGGGCGUUGCCAAGAUGCUGAUCAAAGACACCAGUAAACUCAGCUCUAAAGCCCUGAAGGAAGCCAUGUCCUGCGGCAGUGUGUUUGGUCUGCAAAACAAGCAAAUGAAGGAGGCACUUUUCAUAAAAAAGGUUCAACAAAAUGUGAAGGAGGAGCAAGCCAACCACGUCAGAUGGCAAGUCCACCUGGGUAAAGACCCUGUGUCAGAGCAAACCAGGAGGCAGAUACUGGAGGAGAGAGAGAUCACGCUGCAUGAAUACACGGUACAAAGGGGAGAUGUAAGGCAAGAGGAAGACUUUGCUGCUGGACCACCUAAACUUUCCUCCAGACGAGUGCUUUGUGAAGCUGGACAGGCCCCAGAGGGAGCCCCAACCUUCCAGUUUUACUCCAGUUUUCAUUGGGAGUUGAGACGAAGAGCCCUCAGACUGUUCCAGCAGGCAGCACGCAAGGUUGUGAUCCGAUGUCGCAUGAACCGAAGACUGGCGAGUUUGAAGGAGCUGGCAGACAGCGUGAGGAACCUGCCCUCGGCACAGAAAGUCGGAGAGAAGAAGCCGUGUGACCUGGAGAUAUCGCCAGACAAAGUCUUUCCAUUUUCUUUUCCCAUUUUCCCUGAUGAACAUGACCCACUGGUUCCUCAGCACUAUAAGCUUAUGGGCUACGAGCCUGUGUCAACCUGGGAGGCAUUUAACUCUUAUAUCCCCACUACUCUGGCCAGACCACUUCGCACUGGAGCUUCGGACGAGGCUGGAGCCGAGAAGGAACAGCAGCAUGAAAAUGAAGAAGCAGCUGUGGAAGCAAAGGAGGUGGCGGGUCUCAGCUUCACUGCCCCUGAAGCUCUGCUCAGACCUUUCCCUGCAAACCCGCUCAGGAUCUUUAAUCCGGCUCCAGGCCUGCAGGCUUACAAACCGACCCCUAAAUACCUGGAGAGUGAUCUGGAGUUCCACCUCUGCCCUCUGCCCAGGUACACAGUCUCAGAGAGCAGCAUGCAUGACACAAGGACUCUGCACACUCAGAAGAAGUUUCUGGAUCGCAAGGAAGUGAUAAAAGGGGUCAUGACAUGGAAGAACUUCGAUUCGAUCGCCUUGAACUCUUUGUCCAACCAACCUGCUCUCACCAGUGGCUGUGCCCUGCGCAGGUCUGUCGACUACAGCACAGAUGUACUUCCACUCACAGCACCUCGUCCUCUCACCACCUUUCCUGAUGAUCUGACGCCACUAAUGGACAAACCGUGUGAAGGCUCAGGAGUUCAACUGACUCCAGAGAUGAUCAGAGCAGAGUUCUUGUCUGGGGAACCUCUGGUCUCCAAUAGCAACCUCACCACGGGAAUGACAGCCUGGCACCAGAGGGAGCUUCAGAUGGAGGCAACAUACAGGUCUGAAUUCAACCAGAUGGGAAGAAGAGUGAUGACCAGGCUGGGGAAACUUGGAAUCGACAACGGAACUUCUCAUUCACCAGGAGAGGACUGUGAAUAG